AUGAGCUCCGAGGCCGAGACAGCCCAGAACGUGGUGGAUGCCGUCAGUGAACAGCCCACAAUCUCCCUCGUGGUAGAGUUCACUGGCGGGCUUGAGAUGCUGUUCGGAGACGAGCGUCGCCAUUCGCUGUCUAUUCCCGCCGUCGACAAGGAUGGCAAGCCAGCCACUGUUGCUUUUCUCAUCGAUCAUCUCUGUCGUGAGACGAUGAAGGAUAGUCGCAAGGAGCUCUUUGUCCUCGACGACCACCUGUAG
Messenger RNA from Pestalotiopsis fici W106-1, 252 nucleotides. RefSeq lists its product as uncharacterized. The coding region runs from base 1 to 252 and encodes 83 amino acids. Gene Ontology annotation, biological process: tRNA thio-modification. The record is from RefSeq and is a predicted model, not a curated record. NCBI's taxonomy places the organism in Eukaryota, Fungi, Ascomycota, Sordariomycetes, Amphisphaeriales, Sporocadaceae. The transcript has 2 exons. Gene Ontology annotation, cellular component: cytoplasm.